Molecule: messenger RNA, 1269 nt
Organism: Penicillium riverlandense
Lineage: Eukaryota; Fungi; Ascomycota; Eurotiomycetes; Eurotiales; Aspergillaceae
Exons: 3
Coding region: 1-1269 (422 amino acids)
Biological process (GO): regulation of transcription by RNA polymerase II
Molecular function (GO): DNA-binding transcription activator activity, RNA polymerase II-specific
Source: RefSeq, a predicted model, not a curated record
AUGGAUCACCGAAGCUUCCUACAAGCGAGCACACUGAGCCAAAAGAACAUAUCUAUCUUGCUCGUCGACCACACAGAAAAUCCCGCACUGGGUGUUCGAACUGUAAGCGGCAAAGACUUAAGGUGUUUCAAGAAAGACAUCGUAUGUGAAUACAAAUUUGAGAAUGGUUCCUUUCGUCAGGCUACGCAUGUUGUGAGGCAAUUCAUUAACGAUCGCCCUGAACUGGUGUCACCGGAUUCAUCAGCGUAUUCGAUGUUCCUCUUGUUGAUUGCCAAUAAAUUGGACGAAUUACUGUGCCCACCCACGGCUCAGAGCGUCAAAAGGACAAAACAACUGCCACCCUCGUCUGCAAAUCGCAAUCUGGUAGCUCUUCGGUAUUUUUGUCACGCAACAGAAGCGAAAUCAAACGCGGAUUCGGAUAUGCGUGCAAUGAUGAGUAAGCUCACAGAACUCGCAUUUGAGUGUCCAUACCUAAUGCAUGCUGUCAUAGGUGCAGCCACUACUCAUCUCUGCCGAGUAGUCCCGAAUAACAGUUCAUACCGUGUUGCGGAGGCCUACCACUGGCAGAAGAGUAUUGAAUUGUACUCUAAGGACUUGGAAAUUGUUGCUGAACAUAAUAUGGACAAACUCUACUCUACCUGUUUCAUCCUCACAAUUAGGUCUUUCAUGCAAGAAUCCUUCAACCCACGUGAAUCUUUCAUUUUCUCCAAAGAUCCAGUGAAACUUAACUGGCUUUUGGUUCAAGGGGGUCUGCGCCAUCUUCUCGAACGCACUUCACAUUGGCUGCCGCAAAGUUUAUGGUAUACAACAUUCAUGAACGCGCGAGACCCAUGGAUUAAGUACGAUGACGACCGGCCCGGCCGUGUUGACUUAAAUCCUGAUCUAGCCGACCUUUGCGGAAUCGAAAGUACCACGACCCUCGAAAGCAACCCUUAUUUGUGGCCAUUGCGGCUAUUGUCCAAUCUUCUCCCAUUAGAGCGCGGUACUAAUAACUUUCGUCAGUACUGCAAUUUCAUGACUCGACUUAAUCUCGGGUUUCUGGAGCGUCUGCUGGAAAAAGACCCCCCAGCUUUGAUAAUCCUUGCCUGGUGGUUGGCACUCAUGGAUUCCGCAGAUGUGUGGUGGGUUGAAACGCGCGUGCGGUCGGAAUGUAUAGCCAUUUGCAUGUGGCUGGAGGAAAGCAAUAAUUCGUUGGUGCUUCGACUACUGGAGUUUCCUGCCAGACAAUGCGGGUAUUCCUUGCGCCAUGUCAACCUAAUAGGUGCAUAA